Messenger RNA from Amborella trichopoda, 1405 nucleotides. Its product is annotated as cyclin-like protein. The record is from RefSeq and is a predicted model, not a curated record. Gene Ontology annotation, biological process: mRNA processing. Gene Ontology annotation, cellular component: exon-exon junction complex. Gene Ontology annotation, molecular function: mRNA binding. Lineage: Eukaryota; Viridiplantae; Streptophyta; Magnoliopsida; Amborellales; Amborellaceae.
AAGCCAUUCCCUCAUUCAUACGGUUUGAAGAUUGGAACCCUAAAAUCGAGGUUUGAGUUUUGUGCACCAAACCGGAGACCAGGCCUCUCUCACUCUUUCUUAUUUCUCUCAAAACUCUCAUAAGUGUCUCUUUCUCUGAAGCUCCUUAGCGGUCUGUCUCUAGGAUUUGGGGGCAAUGUCUAGAUGGGAGAGUCGCGAUUCACAGUCCAAGCGCCUGCAUUCCAGGGUAGAGAGGCACUCCAGCCCAAACAGAUUGAAACGAGAUAGGAAGCCAGCAACAGAGAGGGAGCACUUUGGUCUCACCGAUCACGAUCAUAGGUACAGGAGGCGAUUGCAAGAUGCAUUACCACUUGAGGCUCCAUUAGAGGCACCUGAGUCCAAGAUAUCAUCAUCUUCAGCCGCUGCAAAUGAAGUAUCAAAUGAGGUCUUUGAGAAACCUGAUACUUUGAAACCAGGAUCCAACUUAACUGAAGUACCUCGGUCACUGUCUUAUUUUCAGCAUGAUGAGCGUGGCACCCCGGGUCAAGGUGGCCGAUCCCUUGGUCAUAGAAAUCAAGGUAAGGGGGGUGAUUCGAGGGAUCGGUUUAGAGAGCGUUCAGGAGUCAAGGUGGUCGCUCAUGGGCAAAGUGAUGAGAGGAUUCAACCCAAGCGAAAUGACAUGGGGGCCUGGCGGCAUGAUGGAUUUUUUGAACUUGAAUCCGAGGCACCCCCUGUGAAAAAAAGGCCAGCAUUUAGAGAGAGAAAGCCACUACCUGAAACAGAGAACCCUGUUCCUGAAGUCCCUGCUUCUGUUCCUGAAGUCCCUGCAUCUGAUAAUCUCAAUCGCUCUAAUAGGUCUGCUUUGAACAGUUCCAAGCGGGAGGAGAGAGAAGGAGACCAAUACCUACAUGGGAGACCCACCACUGAUUUUGUGAGAGAAAGGUUUGCACGGGUGGGCGACCGGCCUUAUGUGAAAGAUGAUGGACAGAGAGAGGGGUUUCAGCACAGGGAAAGGUAUGCGUCUGGGGGUAGCAGCAGGGGAAGAGAGAGAUUCAACGGAAGAUACAACGCAGGAGACAGAAACCGUUAUAGGGCAAGUGCUUCACGAGGAGAGAAGUGGAAGCAUGAUCUCUUCUAUGAAGCUAACAGGAGCCCAACACCAAAGAAUGAAGAGGAUCACAUUGCUAAGGUUGCCAUUCCAUAGAGAGGUGCCUACUUUUGGGAGAAUAUUUGGUAAAGAGUGUAUAUAACUAGGGCUGCUAACGGGCCGACCAAGACUGACCCGAGGCCCAGAUAAGGCCGGCCCAGAAAGUGUCCAUGAAAAGCCCGACUUGGCAUGGAAAUGUAACAGUAAAGACUGGGCUGGCCCGGCCUGUUGAGAUCAUUGGGCUGGACUGUAUUCAGAAGCCCCCAUUUUCUUUUCUUU